Sardina pilchardus (European sardine) is the source of this 3990-nucleotide messenger RNA. RefSeq names its product zinc finger and BTB domain containing 17 (gene zbtb17). Gene Ontology annotation, molecular function: protein binding. The transcript has 15 exons. Bases 164 to 2953 code for a protein of 929 amino acids. NCBI's taxonomy places the organism in Eukaryota, Metazoa, Chordata, Actinopteri, Clupeiformes, Clupeidae. The record is from RefSeq and is a predicted model, not a curated record.
UGGCGGCGCAUCGAGUCUGACCGUCUAGAUCGAUCACCGAAUAACUCGAUUGGGCAGAUUGUGCACAGAGAAGGAUUUCAUCUAGUAUCGUACCGUCGAAAGUAUUAAACGUGGACAGCAAAACGGGUCCUUAGAGGCCCUUCUCAAACUAUACUAGCCAGGCAUGGAUUUCCCCUGGCACAGUGGCAAGGUUUUGGAGCAGUUAAACCACCAGCGUCAGCUGGGGUUGUUGUGUGACUGCACCUUUGUGGUGGAUGGCAUUGACUUCAAAGCCCACAAAGCCGUGCUGGCAGCUUGCAGUGCAUACUUCCGCACUCUGUUCCUGGAUCAGAAAGAUGUUGUGCAUCUGGACAUCAGCAAUGCUGCAGGUCUGGGUCAGGUACUUGAAUUCAUGUACACUGCCAAGUUGAAUUUGAGCUCUCAGAAUGUGGAAGAUGUCUUGGCUGUGGCAACAUUCCUGCAGAUGCAAGAAAUCGUCAAUGCCUGCUCAGCCUAUCAAACCCUGUCCGUCUCUCCAACUGACACAGCUACAGCUCAAGACUCCACAACUAAUAAUGCUGAGGAAGGUGGACAGAAGUCAGAUUCAGUCAAACCAGCGACGGACACACAGGAGACGGAGGAGAACAGUGCACUGCUGGUGAAUGGGGCAGCGGACAAGCAGCCCCUCAGUGAGCAAGGACCUUCCUCUGAAGCCACAGAGGAUGAGCAGGCAGCGAGCAGCAUUGCCGAGUGCCCGACCGCUCAGGUGAAGACCACCGUGGCCCGAGCUUCCCGCAUGCCCAAAGCCCCAUCUUACACCAAAGCCAGGAAGGCCGGCGUGGCAUCGGAAAAGAAAGGCGAAGCGCAGGCGGAAGAGGAGGGAGCAGCUAAGGAAGUUCCAUUUCAGGAUGACCCCUCAGAUGCAGACUACACACCUAAGGUCCCAUACAAAUCAUCAGCAGCAGCUAAGUCCUACAUCAGCACUCGUAGGAGCAGGCUGAGGACCGCGUCAAAGCGCCUGCACGCGCGGGGUCGCAAUGCUGGAGAGGAGUCCGAGGAGGCCAACGCAGCCGCCGAGGGGAACCGCGCACGUGCGGCCGAGGAAGAGGAGGAAGCUGGAGAGGGGGAGGAGGAGGAAGAGGAAGAGGACGGGCAGGAGGAUGAGAGCGGAGACGAGGGGAGGUCAGGCAGGACGGGGGCUAUCUCUGACCGGAGCGAGUCCCGAGCAUACAGCUCCUUCACCCAUAAAUGUGAGGACUGUGGGAAGAAAUUCACUCACACGGGCAAUUUCAAGAGGCAUAUACGUAUUCACACGGGUGAGAAGCCCUUUAGCUGCAGAGACUGCCACAAAGCCUUUUCAGAUCCGGCAGCCUGCAAAGCACAUGAGAAAACACACAGCCCACUGAAGCCGUACUGCUGUUCGACGUGCGGCAAGAGCUACCGGCAGAUCAGCCUGCUCAACCUGCACCGCAAGCGGCACACGGGCGAGGCUCGCUACAGCUGCGAGGACUGCGGCAAGCUCUUCACCACGUCGGGCAACCUGAAGCGCCACCAGCUGGUGCACAGCGGCGAGAAGCCGUACCACUGCGACUACUGCGACCGCGCCUUCUCCGACCCCACGGCCAAGAUGCGCCACCUGGAGACCCACGACACGGACAAGGGCCACCGGUGCUCCCACUGCGACAAGAAGUUCAACCAGAUCGGGAAUCUGAAGGCUCACCUGAAGAUCCACAUCGCAGACGGGCCACUGAAGUGUAAGGAGUGUGGCAAACAGUUCACCACCUCAGGGAACCUGAAAAGACACCUGCGGGUUCACAGCGGGGAGAAGCCCUAUGUGUGCAUGCACUGUCAGAGGGCAUUCGCUGACCCGGGAGCCCUGCAGAGACACGUCCGAAUCCACACAGGUGAGAAGCCUUGCCUUUGUCUCAUAUGUGGGAAGGGCUUUGCUCAGGCCAGCUCUCUUAUCGCUCACGUCCGGCAGCACACAGGAGAAAAGCCCUACGUCUGCGAUCGCUGCGGAAAAAGGUUUGUACAGUCCAGUCAGCUGGCCAACCACAUCCGACACCACGACAACAUCCGACCACAUAAGUGCCAUGUCUGCAACAAGGCAUUUGUCAACGUCGGCGAUCUUUCUAAGCACAUCAUCAUUCAUACAGGUGAAAAGCCCUUCCUGUGCGACAAGUGUGGCAGGGGCUUCAACCGCGUGGACAAUCUGCGCUCGCAUGUCAAGACCGUUCACCAGGGCAAGGCGGGCAUGAAGCGGCUGGUGGUGGCCGAAGGAGACGGAGAGGGAGACGACAAACUCCAACCCAUCUCCACGUCCGCCUCGGAGCUGGACGACAACGAGGUCAACAUAGUCACGGUCACCACCGACGACAUUGUGACCCUCGCUACAGAGGCAUUGGCAGCCAGUGCCGUGGCACAACUUACAGUGGUUCCGGUUGCAACAAGCGUGACAGCAGACGAAACGGAAGCCCUGAAAGCAGAGAUCACCAAGGCCGUGGAGAAGGUGCAGGAGGCAGACCCCAACACACAGAUCCUGUACGCGUGCGACUCUUGCGGUGAGAAGUUCCUGGACGCCAGCUCCCUGGCCCAGCACGUGCGCAUCCACACGGCACAGGCCCUGGUCAUGUUCCAGGCCGACUCCGACUUCUACCAGCAGUACGCCGCGGGGGACACCACCUGGCAGACCACCGAGCAGGUCAUCCAGGGCGGAGAGCUCCUCUUCCGCACGCGAGACGGCGACGAGGAGGUGGAGGCGGUGGAGGCGGUGGAGGCGGUGGAGGCGGUGGAAGCGGUGGAGGCGGUGGAGGCGGUGGAGGCGGUGGAGGCGGUGGAAACGGGGACGGACGGAGAGGCGGUGGCGCUCGAGGACGGGCUGCCCCCGACGGAGAUUAAGGAGGAAACAGUGACUGAGGUGGAGGGAGGAGGGGAGGUGGUGGAGGAGGAGAUGGACUGCGAUGGCCAGACUUAGGAUCUUAGAAUGAUCGUGCUCAACUUAGAUGCCUGAUUACUUGCACUAUAGAAACUCCUAGGUGUAGAUGCUUGGUUCUGUUUUAAAAUACUCUGAGCCCCUCCUGUGGGUUUGCCACCAGUUCAUUCCUUUGGAAAACAUACAAAAGGAAGCCAUAUUGGACUCAUCCCUGAGAGAAGAAAGCCCUCUCUUAUUUCUCCAUGUUCUUUUAGAGUUUGUGAUACUCUGUCUUAAUAUUUCGAGUAUAAUCAAGGUGUUGAUUAACAAUCAAAUGCAGACUCUCAGUAAUAAAUGUGUCUCACCCAAUAUAGACCUAAAUGCCACAUUCAAAAUAAUGGGAUUUUUUUUGGAACAAUGUGUAGUAUACCACUAAUUUAUUUUACUUAUCUAAAUAACAGUAUAUCUUCAAGGCUUUUUCAAUACUCUUGUUGCUAUAUUUCUUGUCAGCUUUGUGACAGAAUGCACCUUGUCUAUUUUGUGUGGUUGUAAAUACGCCUAUCCUUUCCACAGACCAAUAGAAUAAGAAUCAUGCAUGUUUUGCACCCAUAGUGUAAAAGAUGCUAUAUGAAAUUAUUAACACCUUUCAAAAACUCAGUUGGGAAAUGGUUUGUUAUUCAUAAAAACAAAAAAGAAAUGUACACCAGUACAACCCCAAUUAAAUCAGAAAAAGUUGGGACAUUGUUGACAGAAUGUGAUCAUUUGCAAAUCUUACACUCUGAGAUAUAUUUCAACUCAUAAUAACUCUUCAGUUCAAAAUGAAAAUUUUCCAUGAAAUAGUCAAAUCUGUCAUCUUCAACAUUUGAUAUGUCGUCUGUCUCCUUUCUUCAACUAAUUUAGUUACCAGCAACAUGCUUCCUAAAACAGUUGGGACAGAGGUCACAAAAUGCUGGAAAAGUUGUGUAAUGAUUAAAGAAAACACGCAGGAAUGUUUCACAGCUAACUGGCAACAUGAUUAGGUAUGAAAAAGAGCAUCCCAGAGAGACAGUGGCUGUUUCUCAAAGUCAUGGUGGGAUCCCUCCAGGCUGCUUUUUGAAGAA